UGGCGCCCCCAUGCCGUUUAAGAGGCGUUGUAGUCCUCUUUUUAGUUUCCGUUUGUCGUCUUCCUCUGCAGUGUUCACAGCUCUCCGUCAAGAUGCUGGACAGGACGCUGCUUCCACUCCUUUUGGUCCUCCUGACUAUGGAGAGCUCGGUGGUGGAUGCGAGAAGGGGGUGCUUAACCAUCCGCGAGAAAAGGGAAAUUGAGAACAUGUAUUUGGAUUACAAGUGCAUGGAACCCGGCGAGAAAUUUGUUGAGCUCGCCGUCGACAGGGAUUACGUAGCGUAUGUUCCAACAAUGGCGAAAGUGAAGCGGUGUUCCAUGAUGCACUGCAUGGCGAGUAACAUGAGGUGCCUGGCUACGGAAAAGGCGAAUAGGACAAUCAGAGUGGAGGCGUAUAGUAAGACGAAAGGUAUGCAGUGCCUAAAACAUACAGUUGAAGAUGAUGUGGCAUGCGCUUGUCAAAGAUGCCAGGCCCGGACAUGCCCCAACGACGACAUGGACUUCAACCGUUCGACCUGCAAAUGCGAGUGCACGCAGCAGUUCAUCGACAGAUGCAGUGACCGAGUGAACAAAGGAACACACAUGCUCGAUAUAGAGAGCUGUCGCUGCAUGUGUAACGAACCCAAGAAAGACUGUGGUCGACGCAUGUGGAACCCCAAUACAUGCAGGUGCAUGGACUGAAGACAGAGAAGAAACCACAAUAAGCAAUUUAGAAACCAUCAAUAAAAGAUAUUUUUAAGGCUAUGUAUGUGAUAUAUUUCAGUAAGGAUAGUUUGUUUUGGUUUGUUUUACUAAAGUCCAUAAUGUAUUAUACAUAUGUGAAAAUAAGAAUAAAAAUUAUAUGUGAAAAACAGGUGGUUUAUGAGAUACUAUUGAAUGGAGAAAGAUUUUGAAGAUAAUGAUAAGCCAACUUUGUAUUUUAUUACCACGAACAUGCUAUGUUUGAACAUUGUUUCUUCAGGUGCAAAAUAAAUGAUAAAGGAAUAUAUAA
Messenger RNA from Penaeus indicus, 990 nucleotides. Its product is annotated as balbiani ring protein 3-like. The transcript has 6 exons. Bases 93 to 680 code for a protein of 195 amino acids. Lineage: Eukaryota; Metazoa; Arthropoda; Malacostraca; Decapoda; Penaeidae. The record is from RefSeq and is a predicted model, not a curated record.